This is a messenger RNA of Cottoperca gobio, 2315 nucleotides long. It is a transcript of the gene lhfpl2a, whose product is annotated as LHFPL tetraspan subfamily member 2a. The coding region runs from base 691 to 1368 and encodes 225 amino acids. Gene Ontology annotation, cellular component: membrane. The transcript is spliced from 4 exons. Lineage: Eukaryota; Metazoa; Chordata; Actinopteri; Perciformes; Bovichtidae. The record is from RefSeq and is a predicted model, not a curated record.
UGGGGGCCGAAGAGGAGGACAGAACCAUUCAUUCUUCUGUGGUUCCCGGAGAAAACGUGGAGGAUGAAGAAGACACACACUGAGGGGAAAAAAUAAACGUCAGGAUCAACUUAAUCUGCACAAAGAAGAAGAAGAAGACGCAAAAACAUCCUGCUGGAUUUCAGAGGCGUCGCUUUAAAAAAAAAAAACCGCACCGCCAGCAGUUACACGUUCACAGGAGUUGAGAGAGGACUCUUACAUCAUUUGGAUUUAACAGAAGAAUUCGUCUCUGCGUCCACACAAAGAGGUGUGUCUGAUGUGACGCCAGCGGGCUGGCUCAGGGAACACAACUCCAAUACAAUGUAGACACCAAAAACCAGAAAGAAUAAGAGUCUGAAGAUCGAGCCAACAGAAGGAGGGUGAGUUCGAGGCGGAGGAAGAACAGCUGUGCCGAAACGACACCAGCAGAAGAUAAGAAGUGAAAGAAAAAGAGAAAAAGAGGGAAGCAGCAGACUGUAAAUCAUUGACGUGAACCUUUUGUGUACAGCGGUGUCACAAACUCCUUCCUGGGAAGUGUUCACUCGCUUUCGCAUCUCGGCCGGAGAAGGAUCGCAACCUCAGCUCUCGGUCUCUUGAGGGCGUCCCGCUCCACUUUCCACCUCUCAACAGUGUUGAAGUCUGAACAGAGGGGAGACUCCAGCCACCGUCAGCAUGUGCCAUGUCAUUGUCACCUGCCGCUCCAUGCUGUGGACUCUGCUGAGUAUUGUGGCGGCGUUCGGAGAGCUCAUCGCCUUCAUGAGCACUGACUGGCUGGUGGGAUUCCCCCGCACCCCCGAUGCCGCCUUCGGCCCCCAUGGGGCUACCACAGCCGGAGAGGCCUACAGGCCAACGUUAGGCAUCUACGGCCGCUGUAUAAAACUGCCCCACCUGAAGCGUGGAAUACUCUGCGGACCGUACGCGAUACACUUUGGGGAGAUUGCCAGCGGGUUCUGGCAGGCUACUUCUAUCUUCCUGGCCGCAGGGAUCCUGCUGCUGUGUGCCGUCGCGUUCAUCUCGGUCUUCACCAUGUGCUUCCAGAGCAUCAUGAAGAAGAGCAUCUUCAACGUGUGUGGACUGCUGCAAGGGAUCGCAGGUCUGUUUCUGAUCCUGGGUCUGAUGUUGUACCCCGCUGGAUGGGGUUCAGACAAGGUCCAGCUGUACUGCGGCCCCGAUGCGGCUCCGUACCGGGCCGGGCUCUGCUCCAUGGGCUGGGCCUUCUACACCGCUAUGGGUGGCACCGUGCUCACCUUCAUCUGCGCUGUCUUCUCCGCACAGGCUGAGAUCGCCACCUCCAGCGACAAGGUGCAGGAGGAGAUCGAGGAGGGGAAAAGCCUCAUCUGCCUCCUCUGAGGCUCAGAUACUUUUGUUGGGAGAAGAAGAAGAAGAAGAAGAAGAAGAAGAAGAAGAAGAAGAAGAAGAAGAAGAAGAAGAAGAAGAAGAAGAGAAGAAGAAGAAGAAGAAGUGCUCUUCUGGCAUUUCUCUUGAGACUGGCCUGUGAAAUGGAGGCCCCUGAAUUGUUUACCACUAAAACUGACUCUUUGUUUGUCUCUGUUUUGUGUUUAUGUGGGAGAAAUCUACAAGUGCCAAGUUUUUUUCUCAGUGUUUGUCUUUGUCUCUCAGCCACUAAAGGUGCUGUCUGUUAUUGUAUUCGUGUUGAACCAUGUGGACGCCCAGAGAGGCUUUGUCUGUCACCACAUGUGUAAAUAAGUGUGAUUAUAUAUAUUUUGUACAUAGUUAUGAUUGGUCAGCUUGAUCCAGGCUGGGCUUGAUGAUGUCACUCUUGCCUUAAAACACUGCCUGCGAACCUGGAUCUGUUAACUGUUUGCCACGUGUGAGUAUUAACUCAUCAAGGGAACCACUACUCAGUCAGAAUAAACUACUCGCAGAAUAAAUGGCUUCAGCUCAGAGUGGAUGUCCUUUUUAAAAGCUUACAGAAUGUAUUGUUAUUUGAAUGAUUAAUGUGUUUGCAGACCCUUGAAAUGUAUCGAUGGAAUUGAUUCUUCACACAGACUGCACAAGGACGGGCAGAGGAAGCUCUGUGGUGCAUUUUGUUUGUCCUCUAUUCUGCAAAAUCCUGAAAUGAAGUGAGCUUGAUCCUCGCCUGAGCUGAGAGACGACCUGCGACGGGUCUGUGUCUGGUCCUCGUCCAGCAGACGCAAAGACAUGGACAUGAAUGAUGAGGACACGUACAUCAAGUAUUGCUGUUAGUAAUGUCUGGUUUCAGGGAGUCUGGCGAGUCAUAGAUAGUGUCCUAUCUGUUCCCAUUUGUUUCUGCCAAACGAAUAAAGAGAAGGGAG